Molecule: messenger RNA, 1275 nt
Organism: Lotus japonicus
Lineage: Eukaryota; Viridiplantae; Streptophyta; Magnoliopsida; Fabales; Fabaceae
Exons: 3
Coding region: 432-1094 (220 amino acids)
Biological process (GO): nucleobase-containing compound metabolic process
Cellular component (GO): cytoplasm; nucleus
Molecular function (GO): nucleic acid binding; 3'-5' exonuclease activity
Source: RefSeq, a predicted model, not a curated record
GAGUUUUUUUUUAAUCGUGCAAGUAGCUUUUUCUUUCUUUUUUUCUAGUAUCUUUUUUUUCUCCAAAAGGCGCCUUGGUCAACUUUCUCAACUAGCUACUUGCCUUUUUUUUUUGUUUUUUUUUUGUUUUGAAACGAUACUUGCACUUUUGUUUUAGGAAAAUAUUGAAUGGCAUGGAAACGACCAUUUCAGAAGACCUCUGUUGCACGGAAAAAUUGAUUAUGACCUAGCUCCAUCUAAUUCAAUAUAUAAGUUCCUCACUCACGAAGUUGCGCUCCACUUGCCGCAAACAAACAUUUGUGAUAAUAAGCUUUUGAUUUAUAUGCUGCUCUCACGUACAACAUACUUCAGUUAAGUAUCACUCAAUUCAAAGAUUGUCGUCGUUGAUUUCUCGUGAAGGAAGGAGAAGAACUUGUUGAUCGGUGAGGAAGAUGGUCAUGGCUCCUUCAAGUGAUACUAAUGCCACUGUGAUCUUCGAGGAAUCAACUUCCAAGUACUUGGUGCUCUUGAACGGAUUAACAAUUGAAACCACAGUGACAAACAAAGCCAUUGUGGCACAGGAAUGGGUUCAUCAAGUUUCAUCAACACAUGUUGCUGGAAGCCAAAUGCUAGUAGGGUUGGACACUGAAUGGAUGCCUGCUGACAAAAGGAAGGAUAUGAAAACAGCAAUCCUUCAACUUUGUGUUGAGGACAAGUGCCUAAUAUUCCAGCUACAUCACAUGGACUAUAUUCCCAUGUCCCUCAGAAGCUUCAUGACACACCCAGAAUUCAAAUUUGUUGGGGUUGGGGUGAAACAAGAUAUUCAAAAGCUUGAGAUGGAUCAUUGGUUGGAGUGCAAUGGCGGCAUAGAUGUAGCCAGGUUGGCAACGAAACAAUGGCCCGGUAGAUAUAAGUCUUUACCGGGAUUAAAAUGUUUGGCAAAGGAGCUGGUGGGUCUUGACAUGAAGAAGUCGAAGGAUGUGUGCUUAAGUAAAUGGGAAUCAAAAGAGCUGACCAAAGCUCAAGUUGAAUAUGCUUGCGUUGAUGCCUAUGCAUCAUAUAAGAUUGGUAAAAAGCUCCUUAUUGAUGGAGGACAUGAUGAUUUGCCUUUUUAAGUUGAGAAUUUGAAAAAUCUGGAUAAAAUUUCAAUAAUGCAUGGUAUUAGACUUUCUAAGCAAAAUAAAUGUUGAUGCUUGAGGAUAUAGUAACCAUAGAGGUUGAUUAUAUAUGUUGUAUCAAUCGGUUCAAUUUGAAGGGAUGUCUGGACAAAUUACUGAAGCAGCACAUUUGUAUUUC